Molecule: messenger RNA, 1167 nt
Organism: Hyaloscypha bicolor E
Lineage: Eukaryota; Fungi; Ascomycota; Leotiomycetes; Helotiales; Hyaloscyphaceae
Exons: 1
Coding region: 336-968 (210 amino acids)
Source: RefSeq, a predicted model, not a curated record
CAAGAUUACAACAACAUUCUCCUCAAAGUUGAGGAUACUUUUGUUUUCAGAUGAUGAAGUUUGUGAGUUGUAGUGGGGUUGAAGAAGUCGCGGAGGCAGGCUAAACGCGGAGAAAGCAUGAAAUCGUUAGCGACGUUACACUGUCUGGCAGGGGCGCUAGCCCUGUGGCUGCACUCCAGAUUUGGGACGACCACGACAUACGACCUGCAUAUCUGCAUGGUCUAGUGUCUCGUGACACGGCGCAGAAACCUCACAUGUAAGAAACCUUCAAUCUGUACCUUUGCGAGUACCUCUCCCUUCAUCCUCUUCUCUCCCCCAUUUCCGAAGCAUCCGCCAUGAAAACCACAGCUCUCCAGAGAUGGCGAAAGCCGAAUUCCAAGGCAGUGGAGAAGCUCUGCGAGCUGCUGAGGGCAUACUUAUUCCUGCAGCCUGUGAUCUGGUUUCUGCAGCUUUACGACGACCAUUGGACGCACAGGUUCAGACUAGAACCAGACAUCCAUAACCUCACACGCCUGGCGCGAGGAGAGAACCCGCUGCAUGCCCCCAUUCCCCUGCCUCGAAAGCGAAAACGCGCGUUGACGAAUCCCCUACCUCCGGUCGAGAGGAGUCGAGACCUAUCAUACAGCGUGCGAUAUAGUGUGCGGCGGGCGCGGCAGCGGACGGAGGAGCAGGGCAAAUGUCUGUUUUUGGAAAGGCUGCCGAUUGAGUUGCGGGAGCUGGUAUACGAGGAGGUUCUUGCGGGGGGCGGGAGAAAGCUGGUGCAUAUCCUGCGGAAGAGGGGACGCCUUGGCCAUUGGAGAUGUAGGAUUCAAGAUGGGGACGAGACAUGUGGUGAGCAGAGCCAGAAGUGUGUGGAGGGGUGGUUAGAGUAUAAGAGGAAACUUUGGCAUUGGGAUAAGCAAGGGCGGGUGGAUUUGCGGACGGAUGCGGGAUUACUGAACUUGAUCUUGACUUGCAGGAGUGUGUAAGUGUUGCUUCAAGGAGGUUUGAAGAUGAGAGUUGACGAGAGCCAGGUAUUCAGAGGCAAUCCCGAUAUUGUACUCCAGGAACAUCUUCCAUUUCUACGACCCAGGCGAUAUCCGACAUUUCUCCCGCUCCAUACUGCCCCAACGAUUGAAUGCCGUGCACUCUAUCCUGAUCGACUGGGAGCGCGCCUUCAGCAUCUUC